UAGUAGAAAGUACUAGAAUGUUCCCGAAUUGUGUAGAUUGACCUGCGACUAUUUAGAGCUCCUCAUUCUGACGUUGACCAGAUUUGGAUAGUUUCAUAUUUGUGUUUGUGUUGUUUAAACGUGUGGUAUUAGUCAUCAAGUUGUGUGUGAGCAAGGUGAAAAAUGGGUAAAGAUUACUACAAAACUUUGGGUAUAAGUCGGAAUGCUACGGAGGAUGAAAUAAAAAAAGCCUACAGAAAACUUGCUUUGAAGUACCAUCCUGAUAAAAACAAGACUAAGGAAGCUGAAGAAAAAUUCAAAGAAAUAGCCGAAGCAUAUGAAGUAUUGAGUGACAAAAAGAAGAAAGAUGUAUAUGAUCAGUAUGGAGAAGAAGGUUUGAAAGGUGGCAUUGGUGGUGGAGGAACUGGAGGUGGACAACAAUUCACAUACACUUUCCAUGGAGAUCCUAGAGCCACAUUUGCUCAAUUUUUCGGCACAGAUAACCCCUUUGAGACUUUCUUUUCAAUGGGUCUUGGUGGCCAUGGUGGAACUACAAUGUUUUAUGAUGAUAAUGAUAUGGAAGUGGACAAUGAUCCAUUUUCUUCACAUUUUGGAGUUAGGGGCAACAAUCCCUUUCGAUCCCAAAGCUUCACUGCUGGUUCACCAAAUAUAAAUAGAGCCAAACCUAAACAACAAGAUCCUCCUCUAGAACAUGAUUUAUAUGUGUCUUUGGAAGAUGUAGCUAAAGGUUGUACAAAGAAAAUGAAAAUCAGCCGCAAAGUUCUGAAUCCAGAUGGUAGGACCACAAAAAGAGAAGAAAAAGUACUGACUAUUAAUGUAAAACCUGGAUGGAAAGCAGGGACCAAAAUUACAUUUCAGAAAGAAGGUGAUCAAACUCCUAACAGUAUACCUGCAGAUAUAUCUUUCAUAAUUAGAGAUAAGCCUCAUCCAAUAUUUAAACGAGAAGGAAGCGACAUCAGAUACACAGCUAAAGUUACUCUGAAAGAGGCGUUGUGUGGUACCAAAAUAGAAGUUCCUAGUCUGUCUGGUGAAAAAAGAGUUCUUAGAAUCAAGGACAUUAUAAAGCCAAAUUUUGUCCAUAGAAUCCAGGGUCAAGGACUACCAUUACCAAAAGAUCCUUCAAAAAAAGGAGACUUAAUUGUAGCUUUUGAAAUUAAAUUCCCUGAAUACUUAUCAGAUAGUGUGAAAGCUACUCUUAAGGAAAUUUUACCUUGAAUUAAAAAAUAGGUUGAAGUUUUAGUAAAAAUCGAACUGCACUCUCAAUGUCCAAGAAUCUGAAUACUUGUAUGUGAAUUGUGAUGAGAAUGUAUGAAUGUUAAGUGAUGUUAUGUGCUGAAAGCUACAAGAAACUGGAUUAUGUACUGAGUACAGAUGAAUCGGCUAUGAUCCUCAUGUCGAGGAUUCUCAUUUUUGUAUAUAGUUAACACUGUAAAUAUUUUCUUGCUGUAUUUAUCGUAAUUUUUUUUUUUUUUUUAGUAGAAUAGAAGGUAUUUUGUAAAGCAAGCAUAGCAGUAUUUUUCUGCAUAUGUAAUGCAGUUAUAUUAUAAAUUUUUAUGUUAAUAUGUUCUAAUCUGUUGGAAGCAUUCUAAAUUCAUUAUUUUAUCGUGAUACUAUAUUGCAUUUUUGAAUUUAGUGGUAUUAAAUUAGAAGUUUAUUUUUCUGGAAAUAUUGGAAAUAUAAGUGUUAUUAUAGUUGUUUAACGCUGCAAAUAUAUGUUUGUAUAAUUAUGUUAUGUUUUCUUUGUGCUCAUGUUAAAAAAUGUAAUGUAGAUUUGAAAUUUAAUCGUGCAUUUUAAAAGAUAAAAAUUCCAUAACCAUUAAUGUGAAAUUUUUGUCAAGUUUAUUUAUUAGUUUUAUUUCCAUGGAUAUAUAUAUUUUUGUUCUGAGAUUUUAAUUUCAGUGUGUGUGGUGGGAAGGAAAUAGUUAAUUACUUUGUUUCUGAAGGUAAUUUGUAAAUUAUAGCUUCCAGCAGGUGAUUAAAAUACAUUUUUACAAUAUUUUUACUGUUGUAUUUUUUGGCUCAUGUUUGAAGAACUGCUUGGUGAUUUCCAUUAAAAAAAUUAAUGGAAUUGUCAAUUUUAAAAUUUGAUUACAGAUGACUUUCAGAAUAAAAUAAAUAAAAAUCAACGAAAUGUUGACUUUAUAAAAACUCUUAGGUAUUUUUAAUUUGAUAUUUAAUAAACAAUCGUAUUUUUUCAGAAA
Stegodyphus dumicola is the source of this 2201-nucleotide messenger RNA. RefSeq names its product dnaJ homolog subfamily B member 4. Gene Ontology annotation, cellular component: cytosol. NCBI's taxonomy places the organism in Eukaryota, Metazoa, Arthropoda, Arachnida, Araneae, Eresidae. The record is from RefSeq and is a predicted model, not a curated record. Gene Ontology annotation, molecular function: protein-folding chaperone binding.